Larimichthys crocea (large yellow croaker) is the source of this 2392-nucleotide messenger RNA. It is a transcript of the gene setdb2, whose product is annotated as SET domain bifurcated histone lysine methyltransferase 2. The coding region runs from base 500 to 2329 and encodes 609 amino acids. Gene Ontology annotation, cellular component: nucleus. Gene Ontology annotation, biological process: heterochromatin organization; negative regulation of gene expression. NCBI's taxonomy places the organism in Eukaryota, Metazoa, Chordata, Actinopteri, Sciaenidae. The transcript has 12 exons. The record is from RefSeq and is a predicted model, not a curated record. Gene Ontology annotation, molecular function: protein binding; histone H3K9 methyltransferase activity; DNA binding.
CACGUGUCCAGGUGUACGGUGGCCGACGGGGGUCAACUGGAACAAAAACGAAGUGUUUGUAGGAGUUCGCCCUGCGCUGAGGCACGCAGGCUCAGGCUGAGGUGAGCAGGUGUUCGCAGGUGUUCGCAGGUGUUCUUGAGCUUUACUGACAGGUGUGUUGAUGUGGAAACAAACAGGUGAAACAAAGUACCGGUGAGCACACGUCACGGCUGAGAGAGCGGGAAAACGUGCCUGGCAGAGACAAAUCAGGGCGAACACACACGGAGGAUCUACGGUGGCCGCUGUGUUCACGCUGUUAGCUCCGUUAGCUCCGUUAGCUCCGGAGCAGCUGGAUCAACCGAACUCUGACGUCACUCUCCGGUCACACCGAGCUCACGAGCUCACGUUAACGGCCGCGCAGCUCACCGCGUAGUUCAACCCGUCUGCCGGUCCCGGUCCCCGGUCCCCGGUCCGCGUCCGUCCUCCCGCUGAACGGACGAACUAACGGGCUAACGUGGAGAUGGAACUGGAUCCGCAAGAAGUCGAACGAGCCAAGGCGUUCUGGUCUGAGGAGGACGUGGAUGAGGUGUUCAGCGGUGUGUGUGCGUACGUGGCUCACCUGAAGAGAGUCCUGAAGAAGAACACGGCCACAGAUAAAGAGUAUGUUCAGGCGCUGAAGCUGCUGGAGUCUCUGGACGUUUCUCCUCCGGCCUCCACUCAGGACUCCUCCGUGUUCCAAGUGGUCAUCGGCUCAGUGUCUUCCUGCACAGGUGAGCUGCUGCCAGGUGACUCCUCCCCCUCAGCAGCUCCCCCUGCAGGUAGAGAGGAGCUGCUGCCUCCUCUGACACCUGAGGAGCUGCAGUAUGAACCCCACAGCUGCUGCAAGGCCUGCCUGUCCAGUUUACCCAGCAUGCCUCAGUGCACGCCGGCGUUCUGGGGUCAGAACCCGCUGAAGGUUCCGCUGCUCUGCGGCUUUAAGAGGUUGACCGCCGUGCCGCUGAUGUCAUCGAGGGGGGGCGUGGCUCCUGACGACCAGGGGGCGGAGCGUCCAGCCUGUGAGGACGUGGAGGACUGGGACGUCGUUUAUAAAACGCCGUGUGGGCAGAGCCUGCGUAACCAUGACGACGUGAUGCGCUUCCUGUUGGCCACAGGUGGCUACGACAUCCUGCAGGUGGACUUCUUCACCUUUAACUCGUCCGUCCGGUUGGACCCGCCCCAGUCGGCUGGCCCCCGGCGCCCGGAGCUGGACCUGAGCCGGGGCGUGGAGCCCACACCCGUAGAGCUCUGCACCGGGGACGGCGGCGCCCGGCCGGCCGAUUUCCGCUACAGGAAGGAGCGCUGGCCGCACGGCUGCUUCCUGAGCCGAGGCCCGACGCUGUUCACCGCCUGCUGCGACUGCACCGACGGCUGCAGCGACGCCGAGCUCUGCGCCUGCGCCGCUAUGACCGGAGCAGGGCGCCACUACAGCCACCACAGGCUGCACGAGCCCGUACCGUCAGGUGUGUACGAGUGUGGUCCGUGGUGCGGCUGUGACCGCGCUCGCUGUCAGAACCGGCUGGUCCAAAGAGGCAUCAGGGUCCGCCUGCAGGUCUUCCCCACUGACGACCGUGGCUGGGGUGUGCGUUGCCGUGACGACCUGGACAGCGGCACGUUCGUGUGCAUAUACGCAGGUGUGAUCCUGCAGAGGGUUCCGAGUCCCACCGAGCCGCCGUCCCCGAAGCUGACGAGGACGGACCUCCCUUCAGACGACGAGGUGGAGGUCGUCACAGAGUGGCUGGCCCCGCCGGUGCUGGAGGGCCAGAGCAACCUGCUGGAGCCCACCUCGCCCCCCCUCCACGUCCCGGUGAUCCAGAGACCUGCGGACGCCAACGCCACAACCACCACACCACAGGACCGGGACAAGUCGGUGUUGGUGGGAGGUCCGGAGCCGCCGUCACCUUCAGGUGGGUCAGGUGAGCGGUCACCAGCUCAGGGGAAGGAGGUCCAGGCCGUGAACGGGACGGAGCCGAAGAACCAGAAGAGCUUAAAGAGAGCGAUGAAGGUGGAGGACGUUAACUUCCUGGACGCCAGCAAGGAAGGAAACGUGAGCCGCUUCCUGAACCACAGCUGCCAGCCGAACCUGUUCAUCCAGAACGUCUUCACCGACUCCCACGACCCCGCCUUCCCCGUCAUCGCCUUCUUCACCAGCAGGGUCGUGAAGGCCGGCACCGAGCUCACCUGGAACUACUCUGCCGACACGCACAGGAAACAGGAAGUGCCCUGUCGCUGCGGCAGCGACGGUUGCCGUGGACAGUUUAGCGUGGAGGAGAACCUGUGUGACCUGUGUGAGGUGGAAGGUGAAGCACGAUGAUCUCCACCUGAACCAAACUGAACCAACAUUUGUUCAAUAAACAAAGUUUCAUAUUUAAUAUUC